CCAGGCCAGCCCUGCAUCCUCCUCCGCUCCGCAGCCCGUCAUCCUGCUUAGCAUUCCGUGCUCAUUGCUGGGAGCAACCCUGGCUGCUAAGGAGCCGAGCUCGGCGGCUGCGAGCAUCUCGGUCCAGUGUUCCCCCAUCCUGGCUCGUCAUCUGAUUUCUCCUAAGGGAUAACUGCUGAGUGGGACCGCGUCUCCAAGCUGAUGCUUUGCUGAUAAGGCAGCUGCCAAGUCUCCAGAACUAAGACAAAAGAGUUUUUCUCUUCCCAGCAGGUUUUUCUGCUGUGGAUGUCAGAGGAAGAGGGAAAAGCGAGCUGCCAGGCACUCCUCACAGGCAAGAGGCUUCAGGGGCUCCUUCCACACCACUGUUCUGUCAGACCAUGGAGCUUUUCAGGCUGAGCCUAGGCUGUAUUUGCCUCCUUCCUUGGCUUGAAGUAGCAGAGGGACAAGGCUUCCUCAUAAGGAACACCCGCCUGGAAAAGUGCAUUCGUGUCUCCCACCAUGAGACCAAUGGCAUCAGCCUGACUGACUGCAAGGCACAGUCCCCACAGCAGAAGUGGAGCUGGGACCCCACCACCAAGACCAUCAUCAGCCUCCAAACGAAGCAGUGCUUGUCGGCCCACAGGACGCGGGAGUAUGCCCUGGUCAAACUGGAGCCCUGCGGGGACUGGGAACGCCAAGCGUGGUCCUGCAGCAAGAAGGGACACUUGACUCUGCAGAGCUUGGGCUUCUACCUCAGCACCAAGGAAGGAGGCCACAAGGUGUUUGUCUCAAGGGAGAAAGACAAAUUAAGCAGGUGGAAGACUUUAGAAGAUGAAACCAUCUGUGCUGCUGCCCAGACAGCAGCUCCGAGGCCCAGCAAAACAACGCAGCAAGCUGUAGACACACAUGUGUGGAUCUAUGAAACUAAAACCAUCGAUUCAUCAAAGAUCGAUGCUGUGGACAGAGAAUCUUCUGUGAGCCUGAGUGACCCACCUUUGGCUACCAAAUUCAACAGCACUGUGUCUCCAUCAAAGACCAAGCAGGCAUACCUCCCAGCAAACGAGGAUGUGUCCCACAAUCACUCUAAAAAGCACCAUGGAAAUCGAGGGAAAAAUGCUGGGGCCAGGCUUGCAGGAACCAACUGGAAAACAGCCAUGCUGGUCCUCAGCCCCUUGGCAUUCAUACUGGGAUUAAUAAUACUGACACUCAAUGUCCAUUACAACAAGAAGAAGAAAAUCCUCUCUGCCCUGAACAGCUCCCCAGCCAGCAACAGCAGAGCUGACUUACGGGAGCCGUCUCCCUUGCGAAGAGGUCCCCAGCUGUACCAUCCACCAUCUCGCUCUCCUUCCUUGAGGCAUGGAGAGAUCCUCAUUGAGUGGAAAGAUGGGACUGUCACUCCUCUUUUCGAUAAUGCCAAUUAUCAAAUGGACUAGCUCUGAUAAAACAGAGCUGCUGUUCUAUCCUGUGUCACAUUUCCCACCAGGAAGAGUGCCACCGUAGCCAAUCUCCUCCCUAGCUUUGCUGUUUUGACAGGGAGUUGUAAGCAUUGUUUGUUGGUUUUUUGUUUUUGUUUUAAUGCUCAAGAACAACCUCCUUGCACAGGACGUGGUUGAAGCAAGCGGAGCAGAUUGUUUGGUUUGUAUAGGCACACACUGCUUAGCUCUUUCAGAGCUGAUGUAACCCGUAACAAACCCCAGAUUUAGCUAAAUGAAGCCGAGACUCUCAUCAGAUGCAACUGUUCAUUGCCCUGAAAUUCUAGAGUUACUAAGUAUAUGAGAAAGUAAAUUCUUGGAGACAAGGUGUAAGGUGAAAAACAGAAGUCUUCAUAGUUCUUAAAUCCGUUUAAAGAUAAAACUAGCUGCCAACAGAGAAGGCUGUCAGUUACUUUGUCAAUGCAAGAACAUAACUAAUAAGCACUGCCUUCAGGACUCAGAAGACGAGAGAGUCUCCUCCAGAUAUCUGCCAAAGUACUACUCCCACUGAGUGAUCAAUUAAGUAACAGCAAGUCAUUUUUCUAACUUAAAACUUAUCACUCCAUCGUCCUCACAGCAUCACUGCAAGAGUCCUGCUGAGAGAGUUUGCAUCUCUCAAGUUUUCCAUAUUUAGAAUGUAUUAGACCUUAUUAUAACACAUAUCCUGGUUUUUUAUGUAGAAUCACAACUGUGGUCAUAUUUGUUGGGGAUAUUGCAUUAUGCAGCCUUUUUAUACUGCUUCAGCCUCCUAUUUCCUAUAGGCAUAUGGAAGAGUCAGUGAACAGAUACACUGCUCCCAUCUAGAGCAGUAACACAGUUUUUUUUCUAGAGAGGUGUAAGGCACAGUUAUCAGCCUUUACACUUCUUGAUUAAGCAUAAUUACCUGUGACUGUCACACUGAAUCCUCAUCUUUUCUCAGUGAAACUUGCAAUGUCUUAGUGCUUUCCUAAUAUUCAUGAAUUUAUGCUUGCUUGCUCUCUGAUCUUGUGAUGAUGUGAACCAUAAUCAUGACUAUAAAUCAGGAAUUCUUUGGAGCAAGAACUACUAACACUAGGAAACUACAAGUAGAAGCUGCAUCAGUAUAAUUGCUCAGCGGGGCAAGGGAAACUAUACCCUAACCUGUCCCUUACUCAGAUUUAAACAACACUGUUCACUAUUAAGUUGUUGUGCUAUUUCAGCGGAGCUUGCACUUCUCUAGGGUUUGAUUUUAUUUAAACUAAGGCAGAAGUAAGGUCUCUAGAGAAUUUACAGUAUAUGUUGGGUUUUGUUUGUUUUUUAAUUUUUCUUUUAAAACAUAGACCCACAGCCUGGUAUAAACUCAACUGCCACAGGAUAUUAUUACAACCAAGAACUUAGUUGGUCUCAAGAAAGAAAAUACAAACUUUAUUGGCUUGCGACAUAAAAAUUGCACAGGUCAGAGAGAAAUGUCUUCCCCAGGCACAUUAUUCCAGAAUUAUUUACUGGAGGAUUUCCCACAUGCUCCUUGGAAAAACAGUUUAUUACUAGACAGGGGCAGAGAAAGAAGUCACUCUUCACUAGUGAGCAGUGAAUGCAGAGUCAGAAUCAAAUCUUGACUUUCCAACGUUUUCCCUUCUAAAAAUACCCAAAGACUUUUGGGUCAAGUUUGCAUACGCAUAAUUUUGCGCCAAAAAAAAAGUGGAGAUACUUUUUGUACAUAAUCAAAAUGCACAUGCAGUGCCUCACCAGUUAUCACAGUUCCACCACAAUUAAGACGCCUGUCUUUGAAAUUCUGUCCAAGGAGCACACCACCUUACAGUGCAUAGCACUUGUUACCCUCCAAAACCUCAACACACUUUGGAAACAUGAUGUAUGCUAUGUUAAUGAAAUGCAAAUACUUACUUGGAGUUCAGCUAAUGUUGUGCUUCUCAAAGCAGUAAGUGCUUGUUCAUUACUGCUGAAUGGGCAGAACAGAUGACUUGCUAAUGACUCUCUGUAAUUCAUACUUAUUAUCUUACUAAUCUUGCUCAUAACCACAAGGCACUAACACAGUUGUUUACAUAGCACUGAUUAAAUGGUAGCUCAAACAAUAAUGAAAAAAAUAAGACUGUGAAGCAGCACAGGCUUUUAGCUAUUUUUUCCCCCUCUCUUCUACUGGUUAUCUUUUAGUUAUUUCUCACUGUUUUACUAGAUGCUGGAGACCAAAUUUUCCAAGGUAUGGACAGAAGAGCAGCAGGUUUAAGUCUCCAUAACGAGAGGCUUUAAAAAGCACAUUAGUCAAAUGUCCACCAGGAAACACUCCAAAAUAGCUGAUUCUGCCUUGAUGCCUGGACCAGGUGACAGUGGGUGACACUUUCCACCCCCUGCUUCUAAAGCCAGCUGAGAAACACUCAAGAGUAGUCGCACCACCUGUGUGAUGUUCACUCUGCCAUCACCUGAAUGCAAUGCUUGUAAACAAUGUUAACAAUCAAAAUAAAACCUGACUGUAAAGUGGAGAAGCACUGAAAUUGUUUAUAGGACUAUAUGUUAUACAUGUAUACAUUAAAAGCCUCCUUAUGGUGCAUCCAUUUUUGUGUGUGUAUGCAUAUACACAGAAAAAGGAUGCACUGUAACAGGGCUUUUACACAUCACUCUACAGAAAGAUACCAGUGAUGAACAAACUACCACUGUCAUAGUGGUACUAACAUUACCGGUGUAUGCCGCACCAAAGGACAAGUGCGCAGAACUGGAGAGUAAAACAAUACUAAACUGCCACCCAGGUUUCUCAGCCCAGUUACGCUGCACCUCUGGUAUUGCAGGUUUUCUCCAGGGCUGAUGUAAUGCUGAUGACCCUUGGUUCACUCCUGCAGCAAGGAGGAAGGCCAGGUAGAAGCAGAGACGUACACUUAUUUGCCUCAGAAGGUCCAAGUGUCUAGGCAGCAAUGCUAGAGAAGAUGUAAGGAAGGGACUUGUUCUCCUUCAAAAUUUCCUCAAAUUCAGAAAACCUCAUUCCUUAUAAAAAAAAUGUAAUAAUGCCUUCAUGCUUUUUUGCUAUUUAUGUGCCAAAACAUCCAAAAGACUACGAACCAUUACAGAAUCACAGAAUGGUUGUGGUUGGAAGGGACCUCUGGAGAUCAUCCAGUCCAACCCAUCUGCUAAAGCAGGUUCACCAGAGCAGAUCACACAGGAAUGUGUCCAGGUGGGUUUGAAUGUCUCCAGAGAAGGAGACUCCACAACCUCUCUGGGCAGCCUGUUCCAGGGCUCUGGCACCCUCAGAGUAAAGAAGUUUCUCCUCAUAUUCAGAUGGAACCUCCUGUGCUUCAGUCUGUGCCCAUUGCCCCUCAUCCUAUUGCUGGGCACCACCGAAAAGAGCCUGGUUUAAUCCCUUGAGAUAUUUGUAAACAUUGAUGAGAUCUCCCCUCAGCUUCUCUUCUCCAGGCUGAACAGACCCAGCUCUCUCAGCUGUUCCUCAUAAGAAAGGCACUCUAGGCCCCCCACCAUCUUCGUAGUUCGCUGCUGGACUCCCUCCAGUAGUUCUUUGCUGUUCUUGAACUGGGGAGCCCAGAACCACACACAGAACUCCAGAUGUGGCCUCACCAGGGCAGAGUAGAGGGGGAGGACAACCUCCCUCGACCUGCUGGUCACACUUUUCUUAAUGCACCCCAGCUACCAUUUGCCUUCUUGGCCACAAGGGCACAUUGCUGGCUCAUGGUCAACCUGUUGUUGCAUUACUAACUGAAUAUGUGUAACCAGAGUGCUAACAAUCUCAGGUCCCAGCAACAAUGACAAAAGAGAGGUCCACAGGAACGCUGACAGAGAUGAGCACAUUUGUACCACCACAGGCAGCUGCAAUCAUCCAGCACAAGCACCUACAGCACAGCUCUGGCAGCACAUGUGCCCUGCUGCCCACACACUGGUGCAGGCUGCAGCCACACAGGUGCUAUCAGCUGGACACAAGAUUGCUCAUUAGCUGAGAUAAUUCUGUGCAAAAAAUACUGUAUUAGGCAGAUACAUCUCCCUUUCCUAACCCUCUGAAUAAUGUAUGUCUGAGGUGUUUGUUAAAGAGAAAAGAAGACAAUAAAGUGGCUAAAGAACUUCGAGAUCACCAUUUAAAUACUGUACAUCAACCAUUUACUAAGACUCUUCGGAUGGCAAAUGUUUUCAUAGUGAUGCAUUAGAUAUGUACAUACAUUCAUGAUACAAAAAAACAUGACCUGAAAUGAUUUGAACAGUUAUGACAGCAUAUCAGUGGAAGAGAUGGGAACAGAAUUAUUGCUUCCCCAUUUGAAAUGCAAGGUGUAACUUCUGCAGUAAACACUGUUACUAAAAAUCUCCAUCUGCUCAUUUUCUCAUCUCUAGUUCUACAUCAGCAAGUCAAGAAAUAUCAAGUGCUUGAUUUUUCAAAAGGACCUCUGGUUGUUCAGCACUUUGAUUAAAAACAAAGGAGAAAAGAAACGGGACAGAGAAGUCUUUGUUAGCUCUGGGUUUCAAUUCAGACAUCUCUGGCUCACAGUUCAAUUGGACCACACUUUUUUUGCACUGGCUAGGGGAGAAAAAGCACAGCUCUUUAAAAGCUCCAAGUAUCUUCACUGAAUUUGUACAGAUUCAAAAAAGAAAUCAACAUUUCUACAGCAAUAUAGUUCUUCCCCUGGAUUUAAAAAACAAAAAAACAAAAACAAAAAAACAAAA
Columba livia (rock pigeon) is the source of this 6077-nucleotide messenger RNA. RefSeq lists its product as uncharacterized. The transcript has 6 exons. The record is from RefSeq and is a predicted model, not a curated record. Lineage: Eukaryota; Metazoa; Chordata; Aves; Columbiformes; Columbidae. Bases 378 to 1412 code for a protein of 344 amino acids.